UAUUUUAUGAAAUCCCGAUAGACUCAAAAGUGAUUUCUUUUUUUUUCUUUGCAGGAAAGAAAAUGUUUACAACAGUGAAAAAUCGAUCCAAAAUAUUAUGGAAAUACAUAUGUUCUUGUUGCUCAUCAUCAAAGAAAACAACACAGAAAGAGCCAGAAGUCCGGAUUCCACUGGAGGAUGUUACGGAGCCCAUCAGCCUGGAAAUAGAAAUUCCGAAGGAAGAAAAGCCCAAACCCGUUGUCGAGGAAAGCGCGGAGAGGACGGAAGUAGUGGAGAAAGUAUCCGAAGAUUUAGGUCAAAAUAUCACAGAAGCGGACGAGAAACCAAACAGUGUUUUGGACUAUGUAGGUGACUUGCCAGGCUGCAAAGAACAACAAGAAGCACAGAAGACCUGUGAAAGCAACGACCAGGAAAGAAGAAUAGAAGCUGUGGAGACACCAGAGAAACCUGUUGAGAUAAUCCAGGAAACAAAUAUACCAAGCGCUGAAUACCCUGACCCUGAUAUCAUGGAAAGAUUGGCGACAAUGGAUAUUCAGGAGAUAAUAUCCUAUUAUUUAGAAGAUUACUUCUUCAAGCAAACUACGGACACUGAAAGAAUCAUUGACGCAGACCGUGAUACCGAUACUCAGAAAACUGAAUAUCCUGUCCCUGCCAUUGAGGAAAGUCUUCAGAACAGGGAACCUGUGAAGAAAGAAUCCACUGAGUUAGCUGUUCCCAUAAAAGAUGCAGUCGCUGAUACAGACAGUGGAUCAGAGAGUGAAUCAGACAGUGAAUCAGAGAGUGACAACAAACCUAAGUUUCGACAUAUGUCACUGAUACUCGCAGACCGACACAUAUAUUUUAAAGCCAAGUUGGAAAAGGCAAUUCGGAAAAAGAAAAUCUUCUGGCUGCUACGUGCUGAGCACAUCGAUGAAAGCAUGCGUAGGAGAGGAUGGAUACAGAAAAUAUCUUUCACAUUUGAUGCAAAAGCGAGGGAUAGUCGAUAUCUUGAUCCAGACAGCGGAUUGGAGCUGAAGCUUUCUUAUUCUGUAAAGCCCUCACUGAUCUGGUCAUACCGCCAUUAUCCCUACUCUAUUGUGGAACAAGAUCAGAUGAUGAACAGCUAUACAAACACGGACUGCUUUACAACCAAGUUUGGACUGUGCGUGAAUUUAAAGAACGCGGACAAAUUCUUCCCACGUUGCUAUGACCUGGCAGAUAAAAAAGGGAGAAUGUUAUUCACUGAUGACUUCAUGAAAACUGCAGCGUAUAGUAUCAUAAAAUGGGUUGUAAGAAGAAACAGUUCGCCUGUUCAAGCAGAAGAAACUACAAGGAACGGCUGUGUUGCACCUAUUUCAGUCAAUGUCAUUUUAAUGGCUUUUAUGGUCUGCAAAAUGCUCAUGAUUCCCUCAAUAAAUAAGGACAUAGACAAGAAAAUUAAAGCGAUGGAUCCCGAUUGGACAGAAUAUUUAGAGGGAUACUAUCAACUCAUACACGCCGGCGCAGAGAUUAAGAAUUCCGCCACGUAUGCUGAACCUUGCCGCCAGGUUUUAGAUAAAAUUCAGGCAAAACUCCCACAGCUGGAUAUCGACACAGGAAGAAAUAUCUGGAUCCUGAAAAGAGCCGCUCUCUCCGGAGGAAGAGAUAUAAUUUGCAUGGAUCGCGUGAAAAAAAUAAUUAAGUUUGUUCAAAGCCAUGACAGCCGUCAUGUGGAAAAGAAGUGGGUGAUACAGAAGUACAUAGAGAGGCCAUUUCUCAUUUACAACACUAAGUUUGAUAUGCGCCAGUUUUUCUUAGUAACGGCCUGGAACCCCCUGACAAUCUGGUACUAUAAGGAAAAUUACAUUUGUAUGUCAUCACAACCUUUCAACUUGGAGAAUCUGGACAACUCCAUACACCUGUGCAACAGACCCGUCCAGAUGCAGUUUAAAAACUGCCCAACCCGUCACCCUGAGCUGCCUGAAGACAAUGUAUGGUCUAAUAGAAAACUGCAGGAAUACCUAUGCAUGAUUGGAGCAGAAAACGUCUGGAAGGACGUGAUGGUGCCAGGGAUUAAGAAAAUCAUAUAUCAAACUAUGCAAGUUUCUCAGAACAAAGUAACGCACAGAAAGAACAGUUUUGAUAUUUAUGGUGCUGAUUUCAUGUUCAGCGAGAACUUCAAUCCGUGGCUCAUUGAGAUCAAUUCCAGGCCAGAUAUGAGUUCACCCACAGCAGUGACUGGUGUGAUCUUUGAAAGUAUUUUAGAGGACACCAUAAAAGUCAUCAUUGAUCGUAAGAAGGACCCUAACUGCGACAUCGGAGCAUAUGAGCUGAUAAAGAAACAGCCUUAA
This is a messenger RNA of Xenopus laevis (African clawed frog), 2309 nucleotides long. RefSeq names its product tubulin monoglycylase TTLL3-like. The transcript has 21 exons. The record is from RefSeq and is a predicted model, not a curated record. The coding region runs from base 63 to 2309 and encodes 748 amino acids. NCBI's taxonomy places the organism in Eukaryota, Metazoa, Chordata, Amphibia, Anura, Pipidae.